AUGAACACACCAAGCAAAGCUGAAGCAGAACAGUUACUGGAAAUCGGAGAAGAGCUUUUACAGAAACGAGAUUUAAAAGGUUCAAGAGAAAUGGCAGUUCUAGCUCAGGAAACCGACCCUCUUCUAGAAGGUUCCGACCAGAUCAUAGCAAUAGUUGAUGUUCUCGAAGCAGCUGAGAAGCCUCUAACUCUCAACAACAACAACCUCAAUUGGUACGCUAUUCUUCAAAUAGAUCGAAAUUCCUCGCCAGAUCUGAAUCUCAUAAGGAGAAAGUAUCGUACUCUUGCUCUUCUUCUUCAUCCUGACAAGAACCGUUUUUCAUUUGCUGAACUUGCUUUCAAGCUCGUUUCUGAUGCUUGGGCUGUUUUGUCUGAUCCUGCUCAAAAGGCUCAGUAUGAUAAGGGCUUUGAACUUGAGGAUAAUGGUUUGGAAAAUGGAACGGUAAAUUUUUGGACUGUUUGUCCUUAUUGUUACCGUUUGUAUGAGUAUUCUAGGGUUUAUGAGGGUUGUUGUUUGAUGUGUCAGAAUUGUAACAAAUCUUUUCAUGGUGUUUCGAUUCAGGAUCUUCCGCCAAUUGUUCCCGGAGAAGAAGCUUAUUAUGUUUCUUGGGGAAUAUUUCCGAUGGGUUUUGUAUUUGAGAGUUUAGAAAAUGGUGAAUGUGGUGGUGAUUCUGCUACGCCGAAGCCAUAG
Molecule: messenger RNA, 690 nt
Organism: Lathyrus sativus (Indian pea)
Lineage: Eukaryota; Viridiplantae; Streptophyta; Magnoliopsida; Fabales; Fabaceae
Source: the annotation of a GenBank genome assembly